Molecule: messenger RNA, 1664 nt
Organism: Paramecium octaurelia
Lineage: Eukaryota; Ciliophora; Oligohymenophorea; Peniculida; Parameciidae
Source: the annotation of a GenBank genome assembly
CUAUGGUAUAUCUCUAUAUUUAUAAUAACCAAGAGUAAAAUUAGUAGGCCAGCAUCUUGCAAAAGUCGAAAGAGUGAAGUGGAUGAGUCCCUUUUUGGUAUCAAAUUAGCACAAAUUACUUUCUAGGAAGCAAUAAAAAAAAUGAUGCUAAAACUGCUAAAGUAAUUCAGAGUGUUAGAAAAGGAGACAAUUCAAAUCCAGACGUGGUAUUAAUAGGAGAAGCGGAAUUAUAAAGAAUGAAAGUUUGUUUCAUCAUAAACUUUAGAAUAAUGCCAUUGUUACAACCAAGGAGGAACAACUAUACUAGAAGAAACUCUUGGAGGAACAGAAGGAAAAGUAAAUGACAGCUGCUAAGGCCAAGAAACAGAGGAUGAUAUCACUGGAAGAAGAAAAGAAGAAGCAAAUCCCUUUGACUGCGCAACAAUAGGAAGAUAAAGUAGUUAAGGACAGUCUCAAUGCAAGGGUAUCAAAAAUAUCUUCGAAUCUAGGCUGCAGAGAUUUUGAAUGAACAAUUGGAUGAUGUUAAAGAGAUGAACAAGAUGGUUAUGUAUGCCAAAUGUGUUACGAUCAGAGACAAAUAAUUAUAAGAGAAACAGUAAUUGAAAGAACAAUUCAAAAAUUAAGAGAAAAGGAAAGAUCUCAUGAUGGAAAUCGAAAGACUCAAAUCAGUUAAGUAUUAUGAGGAAAAGGAUGUCUAACAUAAACAAGAAUUGAAACAAGGUCAUGGCAUUAUUGUAGAAUAAAUUAAAGAGAGAGAAUUGAUUAGACUUAAAGAAAAAGAGGAAUAGGAGAGAGAAGGCCAAGUUAUGAUUAAACAAAUUAAAUAAGUACAAAUUGAGGAUCAACAAAAAAAUCAAUAGAGGAAACAUAUGUAGAAAAAGUUGCAAGAUGAAAUUCUAGAAGCUAAUUCAAAGGCUAUUGUUGUUAAAGAAAAGAGAAGAUUGGAAGAAAAAGAAGAAGAAGAGAAGAUUGCCAAAUAUAACUUAGAAAAGGCACAGAAGGAUGCUGAAAUCGUUGAGGAACAGAGAAGAAUCAAAGAGGAGAAGGAGAGGGAUGUGUAGAGAUUAAGAGAAAUGCAAGAGAAGGCUUAGGAUAGACAGGCUGAAUUAGAUUUAUUAAGAGCAAAACGAGCUAUGGAAUAAAACGAAAGAGCUGCUAGAGAAAAGGAAAGAAAGGAAGCAGAACUCAGAUAAAAGUUAAAUUCAGAAUUGUAUUAAGCAAGAAAAGUUCAGUAGAAUGAGAAAUAGGAAAAAUUAGAAGAAUAAGUACUUAACCAUAAUAUUGAAUCAAGGCAAGACUUGAAAGGGAUGAAUUCCAAAGAGUUAUUCAAAAGUAAAAGCAAGAACGUGAAAAUGAACUAAGAUUACAGUAGGAAAAAGAACAUUUGGUUAAAAAACAUGCCGAGGAGUUGAGAAAAUAGAUCUCAAUGAAUGAGGAAAAAAGAAAGUAAGAGGAGAGAGAUAAGUAUUGAAUUCAUCUAAUAUUGAAAGGCUUGAAGAGGGCAAGAAGAUUAGAGAUAAAAUGGUUAAUGAGAAGAAAUUAUUAGAAAAUAUUAAGGAAUAGAAAUUGAAAGGACUCAAUGAUAAUACAAUACCUGAUAAAUAUAAGGCUGAAUUAACAAAAAAGAAAAUCAAUAUUCAAAUAUGAUUCAUCACAGAUACACA